CACAUAAAUGGAUUAUCCCAACUGUUGUAUAUCCACUCGUUGCAAGCAAUCCAAAUCCUCGUAAUAUAUCGUUAACUUCCCAGUCUCGGAAUUUUCUGGUCGCCAUUUGGGUUACAAUCUUCUCCCAAAACUUUUGUUUCGGUAUACCCCAAUUUCACCAUUAAUAUCAAACGCAAAUGCCUGUUUCGGCUGCAGCAGUGGGCUCAGUUUCAGCCUUUCUCUCGCGUUUCUUGAGCAGCGAGAGUGCAGCUGUUGCAAACUCCCAACCAUCUUUGAGCCUCUCGCGCAGUUCAUCAGGCAGAAGGCAGCCAGCGUUGGGUGCCCCUAAAGUCUCAAUCUCCAGUGGCAGCAACACUAAAACUGACGGAGUGGUGGAUCAGUCUUCUUUGUCGCCUGAUGAAAUAAAACAAUCUCGGAGGUCUGCUGACUGGAAAGCUGCAACGGCUUAUAAUGAGAAAGGACUCAUCUAUGAUGGCAGGAUUGAAGGUUUUAAUGGUGGUGGUUUGCUAAUCAGAUUUCACUCUCUCCUUGGUUUUCUUCCUUUCCCACAGUUGAGCCCUUCUCACUAUUGUAAAGCACCCCACAAGACAGUUCAAGAGAUUGCAAGAGAUUUGACGGGUUCUAUUGUAUCUGUGAAGGUAAUCCAAGCAGAUGAAGAGAACAGAAAAUUGAUAUUUUCUGAGAAGGAAGCUGUAUGGUCAAACUUUUCUGAUCAAUUAAAUGUGGGGGAUAUUUUUGAAGCUAAAGUCGGUUCUGUCGAGGAUUAUGGUGCUUUUGUUCAUCUGCUCUUCCCUGAUGGAAAUUUUCACCUUACAGGACUUGUGCAUGUCUCAGAAGUGUCAUGGGAUUUAGUUCACGAUGUAAGAGAUAUCCUUACUGAGGGUGAUGAAGUGAGAGUCAAAAUUAUUAAUAUAGAUAGGGAGAAAUCAAGGAUCACAUUGUCAAUAAAACAACUGGAAGAAGAUCCACUUUUAGAAACACUGGACAAAGUUAUUCCUCAGGAUUCAUCCCUCGAUUCAGAUACCUUGAAAGCAAGCAGUCAUUUUACCCUUGAACCUCUUCCUGGGCUUGGCACGAUAAUUGAAGAGCUAUUGCAGGAAGAUGGCAUAAACAAUGUGAAAAUUACUCGGCAAGGAUUUGAGAAACGGGUGGUUUCACAAGAUUUGCAACUUUGGCUAUCAAAUGCCCCACCUACUGGAAAUAUGUACACUCUACUUGCUCGAGCUGGAAGACAGGUGCAAGAAAUACAACUGACAACAUCGCUUGAUCAAGAUGGAAUUAAAAAGGCAUUGCAGCGCGUAUUAGAACGUGUGCCUUGAUUCUGUUGCUAAACUUUGAAGUAUACGAAAGUACGGGUCCAACUUCAAAUUGGAAGAAGAAAGAAGAUAGUGUUUUCCUGAUUUGUGAUUGCUUAAUGUUACCAAUUUGUUCAGCUAUUGUACAGAAACAUAUCCGAGGACAGUCAACCUCGUUAGUUAACUCCUGUACAUAGUUCAAACUUAUCGAGUUUUAUUACUGGCAUUUUGGAAAAAAUGUGUUUCUUUUUAUCAA
This is a messenger RNA of Olea europaea var. sylvestris, 1551 nucleotides long. RefSeq names its product 30S ribosomal protein S1. The record is from RefSeq and is a predicted model, not a curated record. Gene Ontology annotation, molecular function: nucleic acid binding. The transcript is spliced from 10 exons. NCBI's taxonomy places the organism in Eukaryota, Viridiplantae, Streptophyta, Magnoliopsida, Lamiales, Oleaceae. Bases 177 to 1319 code for a protein of 380 amino acids.